Nymphaea colorata (pocket water lily) is the source of this 872-nucleotide messenger RNA. Its product is annotated as extensin-like. The transcript has a single exon. The coding region runs from base 47 to 661 and encodes 204 amino acids. NCBI's taxonomy places the organism in Eukaryota, Viridiplantae, Streptophyta, Magnoliopsida, Nymphaeales, Nymphaeaceae. The record is from RefSeq and is a predicted model, not a curated record.
UGCGAAUGGCACAUCACCGAAAGAUUUUGAUCGUUCCUGCAGAGCCAUGGCCGCCGGCGUGCAGGAAAUAUGCUUGGCCAUGGUGCUUGCCGUUUUAGCAAUGGGGGCAAAUGGGAGAAGACUGUUGAUAGGUAUUGAACUCCCCCCCAUUCGGCUUCCUCCUCUGCCGCCCAUUCUGCCUCCCGUCCCAGAGCCACCAUCUCCUGGUUAUGAACCUCCACCACCACCUCCUCCGCCGCCAGAGUACAGUCCUCCACCACCCGUCUAUAGCCCACCUCCGCCACCACCUGUUAAGAAGUCUCCACCACCACCGCCGCCGUCACCAGUCUACAGCCCACCACCUCCCGUGUAUAGCCCACCUCCUCCACCACCAGUGCAGAAGUCUCCACCACAACCACCUCCGCCGUCACCAAUUUACAGCCCACCACCUCCACCACCUGUGCAGAAGUCUCCACCACCACCACCACCGCCGUCACCAAUCUACAGCCCACCACCUCCCGUAUAUAGCCCACCUCCGCCACCACCAGUGCAGAAGUCUCCUCCACCACCGCCGCCAGUUUACAGUCCACCCCCACCACCAACUUACAAGUCGCCGUCUCCACCACCACCUAUGCGAGUCUUCGUUUGGCCAUCGCCACCGCCACCGCCACCGGCAAAGUGACAAAGUCCGAAGUUGUUGAUGAAAGAAUAAAAAUUAUAUCUGCCGGUGCUCUCUCUCUCCCCCUUCCCCUAAAAUACCUCCAUGAUUGUGCUUCAGCUUUCUUGGUCGAUUUGAUGUAAUAAAAAGCUAUGUGAACACUAAAUGCGAGUAUAUCUAAUGAAAAUCAACGGAAAAGAACUUGAAACUGAGGUUCUUUUCCAUUUCCUUUGUA